Messenger RNA from Papaver somniferum (opium poppy), 1713 nucleotides. RefSeq lists its product as uncharacterized. The coding region runs from base 1 to 1713 and encodes 570 amino acids. Gene Ontology annotation, molecular function: nucleic acid binding; zinc ion binding. The transcript is spliced from 2 exons. The record is from RefSeq and is a predicted model, not a curated record. NCBI's taxonomy places the organism in Eukaryota, Viridiplantae, Streptophyta, Magnoliopsida, Ranunculales, Papaveraceae.
AUGGUUCGUGGUAGAGGUCAGGGUGGUCCUCGCGAGGCUUUAGUUGAGGAGGUAAUGGAGAGAACGAGAUACGAUGAACUAUCACGCACGGUUGAGCAGCUCGCCGGUCAGGUAGCAACCCUGUUACAACGACAUGAGCGCCGUCAUCCUCCUAUUGAUGAGUCCAAUUCAUCUGAUGCCGAUGACGAUAAUGAUACUGAUAACCCUUUUGCUGGGCAGGAUUGUAUCGACUGGUUUUCUACUGUGGAGGAAGUUCUGGAAUUUAAGAGGGUUCCUGAUGAUCGAGUGGUUCCGCUUGUGGCUACACGCUUUCGGGGUAGGGCUGCUGUUUGGUGGCGUCAACUGAAAGCUUCCCGGAUUCAAAAAGGUAAAACUCCUAUUUCUUCCUGGGCAAGGCUUGAAAAGUGUAUGCGUUCAGCCUUUUUGCCAUUUAACUAUACCAGAGAACUGUAUAUUCGUUUACAAAACCUUCGUCAGGGUUUUCGUUCCAUUGAUGAAUAUACAAAAGAGUUCUAUGAUUUGGUCACUCGGUCAGGUAUUACAGACACCGAUGAUCAGCUUGUCUCCCGCUAUAUAGGUGGUCUACGUGAGACUUUCCAAGACACACUAAAUAUGUUUGAUUAUUUUUCUGUGUCUGAGGUUCACCAACGAGCUCUGCGUUUGGAAAAACAAUUAUCCCGUAAGUCAAUUAGAGCAGCUGUUGGCCGUCCUACUAUUACUCCUUCACAGAUUGCUUCCGCUCAACAGAAUGUUAGUACGUCUCAAAGGCCUGGUCCUAAAUGCUACCGUUGUGGUGAUCCUGGUCACUUGGCAAACGAUUGUCGUAAGGCUGGUCGACCUGGCAAAGCUUUACUUGUAGAGCCGACUGCUGCUGAUGAUAUAUUUGCUGAUGCGGAGGAGACAUCAACUGAGUUCGAUGAAGUAUUUCUGCCAGGAGACCAAGGUGACUGCUUGAUGAUUUCUCGACCAUCGUUCCUGACGCCGAAGGUUGACACUGACGAGUCAUGGCUCAGAAAGAACAUCUUCCAGACAACGUGCACCAUAGAAGGAAAAGUCUGUCGAAUGAUCAUUGACUCAGGCAGCUGUGAGAACGUGGUGUCUGAAGAGGCUGUGAGAAAACUCAAGUUAUCGACAGAGAAACAUCCUAGUCCGUACUCUCUUCACUGGCUGAGUAAAGGUUCGGAGGUAACUAUUUCCAAACGUUGUCUUGUGAAGUUUUCCAUUGGUUCUGUAUACGAGGAUGCUUUGUGGUGUGAUGUCGUGGUUAUGGAUGCUUGUCAUCUGCUAUUGGGACGACCUUGGCAAUACGACAGGGAGGUAAUUCACAAUGGUAAACUAAACACAUAUUCAUUCUUGUUCAAAUCGACUCGCGUCACGUUAGUACCUGCCAAGGAAACUGUGCACAAACCACUCUCUAAUCUGGCUUCCAAUUUUCUGUCUUGGCGUACGUUUGAGACCGAGAUGAUGGAUGAGGGUAUUGUGUUCAUCCUGUGUGGCCUUUCUCUUGCAUCUGCGUCGACUGUGGCGGUUCCGUCAUGUAUCCAGGGAGUAUUAUCGGACUUUGCAGACAUUUUUCCCGUUGACCUUCCGGAUGGGUUGCCUCCAUCUCGAGCUAUUCAGCACCGGAUAGACUUAGUACCAGGAUCGGUUCUCCCUAAUCGAGCUCAUUACCGUAUGAGCCCAAGAGAACACGAGGAACACAACGUCAGGUAG